Sitodiplosis mosellana (orange wheat blossom midge) is the source of this 3301-nucleotide messenger RNA. Its product is annotated as venom protease-like. Gene Ontology annotation, molecular function: serine-type endopeptidase activity. The coding region runs from base 271 to 1191 and encodes 306 amino acids. Gene Ontology annotation, biological process: proteolysis. The transcript has 7 exons. NCBI's taxonomy places the organism in Eukaryota, Metazoa, Arthropoda, Insecta, Diptera, Cecidomyiidae. The record is from RefSeq and is a predicted model, not a curated record.
UCGAUAUAAAACGGUUCAUAAAGAUCAUAAAGAUGUUUAUAUCGCUUAGUUGAUCGCAGUAUUUUGAUGAAAUCAUAAGUGUAUGUGAAGACGGGAUUCACAUUUUUUUUUCUUUGCGGUUUGGUGCAUCCCCAUCGACGAGUACGCACAUAGUCGUGAUUUGGUUCUUUAUAAAGAAUUUUCGACUUUUGUUACAUCGACGCAGAUUAGAUCGCAGUUGAAAGUGAAUUUUUUCCUCAAAUUUUCAUAGUGUUCAAAGCGGAGUUUAAAAUGGAAAAUAAAUAUCUAUUGCAAAUAACGACCUUAGUUCUUUUUACUGGACAAAUAUUCGAAAUCAAUGCACAAGCUCCACCGGGUGGUAUUUUAGGGCGUUUGCUGACAGAAGAUGAAGGAUGUGGCAUUCCAAAAGUCAAGGCAUCCGUUUUUCGAAUUGUUGGUGGUAAAGCAGCACCCCGAGGUGGUUUUCCAUGGAUGGCAUUGCUUGGCUAUCAAAACAGUAUAGGUCAAAUAGCUUGGAGAUGCGGUGGUUCACUGAUAACAUCUCGUCACGUGUUAACUGCGGCCCAUUGUCUUAGACCUUCAUUGAUUAAAGUAAGACUUGGUGAACACAACACUGAUUCGGAUGAAGAUGAUGAUACAGUGCAAAACAUUGGAAUCCUCCGGACAAAAAUGCAUCCCGAUCACAAUAAACGUGACGGAACAAACGAUAUUGCAAUUUUAUACCUUCAACAUGAUGCAGAAUUUUCAAAUCAUGUGCGACCAAUUUGCAUACCAACUAAUGAGCCAUUUAGAAGCCGUUCGUUUGUUGGUGAAAAACCGUUCAUUGCCGGUUGGGGUCGACUGCAGGAAGGUGGAAAAACGUCGAUUGUGUUACAGCAGCUCGAAUUGCCAGUUCUCGAAAAUUCCGAAUGCAAAGAACGAUACAAAAAACAACGUAAAUUUAUUUCGGAUAAUCAAUUCGGUGGAUCGGUUCUUUGUGCCGGUGAUUUGAAUGGUGGCCGUGAUAGUUGUCAAGGAGAUAGCGGCGGACCAAUGAUGUAUCCAGUUGAAAUUAGUGGUGAUCGAUAUCGAUUUUAUCAAAUCGGCUUAGUUAGCUAUGGCAUAGGCUGUGCGAGAACCGAUACACCUGGCGUUUAUUGUAAAGUUCAAAAUUUUGUCGACUGGAUCCAAGAUAUUAUUGAAGACAGUUAACAGUAAUAUAGAGAGAAUAUUUAACAUUAUUCUCUAUAUUAUCAGAUAGGUAAUGCAGAGAGAACAUUUGAAUUAAGUGCUCCAGUGUUAAGAUCAAAUGAUUGUUAGAACUUUUUACUUGAUUUGAACAGAAUAUUUUUAACUUUUGUUUAAUAAAAUUAUUAAGUCAAUGUUUACAGUUUUUUAUACAGUGUUCAUACUUGAUUUUUGUUAUUCAAUAUUUACAUUGAAAAAUCAUUAUAUUAUUAUGUAUUUUAUUCAUUCGAAUACGGAAAAUUGAAAAAAAUUAAAUUAAAUUUACGAAAAUGGAAAGCUAAAGCAGAAAUUGGCGAAAUCUUGAAUAAAUACAAUAAUUCGCAUCUGAUGUUUAAACUGGUUUUUCUGAAUGUUAACUGGGCAAAACCACGCAUGUUUAUUGCAUGAUAUGAACGAAGGCAUCACGUUACUAUAGUAUGCGGGCGAUUGAUAUAUACAUGAAGCGAAUAUUGACACUUGAGCACAACAUAUUGAUGCUAAUCAAUAGUCUAGCUCCGCAAAUCGAUGAAAGCAAAAACCAAAACACGAUUCAUAUCAGUUUUUUUGAUUUAGUGUAUAGAAGUAGCGGCAAACAUUUCGCUUUAUUUAUUCAGAUUCUCUUAAUCUCGACUAACAAUUAGGUCGCGACUCUUGAUUUUGUUUCUUUUUCUUAUUUUGCUUUACUUUUAUUUUAUCAAUAACAAAAACUUGAAUUUAAUUAGAUCAAAUCGUUACAUAGAUAUGGAAAAUAAACAAAAAAAAAAUUCCAAUGAAAUCAUCUUCAGGAAUAGAACCUGUUUAUCCAGAUCGCAUCUGUGCAAAAUCAAGUCUACUGACAACAAAAGACAACAUUGUAUCACGUUCACUGAAGACACGAACGAAUCGAUUAAAUUGUUGAAAAUUAUCUGGGCAAAAAUAUAUCUGGGCAUUCGAAUAAAUAAAAUACACAUUGUGAAUAUAUUCGAUUUUUCAAUGUAAACAUUGAAUUAAUAAAGAACUCAUUGUUUCGGCUCAAUAAUAAUUUAUACAAUACGUCAUUAAAUUGAAAGAAUAUCGAUUGAUUCUUAACAAAUUGUGUGUUUCAUAAAGCAAACGCCGUCUUGAUUUGGUUAAUUUCUAAUUAAAAAAUUUCUCGAUUUUAUUUUUAGGUUAUUUCUUCGAACUUCAUUGAUGACAUUUAAUUAGCAUAGUUUAAUUAGCAUUAACGAACGAUUUGGGUAAACAGUCUCGAAAAUACGGUAUGAUCAACUAUUAUAUUUUAUUAAUUAAAUAUAAAAAUUCUUCAAGCGAUUUUCCCAGAAUUCUUAAAUGGUCAGGUUUUCCAAAUGGCAAUAAAAUUUUGCACAAAAACUGAAAAUCAAAUUCUUCAAGUCAGUUGGAGUCAUUACACAAUUUCAAAUUAAAAAUUGAACCUGUUUGCCGGGACCUCCUCGAAGGCAUGUAUAACUUAUCUGCUAACGAACAAGAAUAAUUGGGAAUGAGAAUCGAAUGACAUUGAAAAUCUCAUCUAAAAAUGUUUUCGAUUUUUCAAAUCAUGCAACCUAUUUGUAUAAUUAGAAUUACGACCAAAUUCUGAAUGGUGAAUCAAUGUUCACCUUCAAGUAGGCGGCUUCCAUCAAAUCAUAUGAAUUUAAAUGACAUACGUUUGAACGAAAUUAAGCUCAUCGCAUGUGUCAUGCGAAUUGAAUAACGGAAUAUGAACGGAACUCCCUGAGAAAAUCAAUCAAUUCGAAGUUUGAACUGCUUCGAUAGGUCAUUUAUAAUUUUAGAAAUCGAAUUCGAACAGUGAAACCUUACAAUAUCCUAAUCACACGGUUUAUUGUUUCAUUAUUUAAUCAAUUGAUUUUUCAAGUACUCCACUAUUGCAACUGUUUCGUAUCGAGAGAUUUUUACUGCGUAAUUGACUUUCCCUAAACAAUGAUAAGAAAAUUCAUGAUAAGAUAGUUCACCCCGCCUUCAGAAUGAACUUUUUUCAAAAAUAUCUUAAAAAAUUAUUGUCAAAUUCCUAAGUUAGUUGAAAGUUACUAAAGUAUAUAACAUACGAGAGAAAUAAAAUUGUAAUGAAAAAGCAAUAAACAGUACAGUAUUAGCUAAA